Molecule: messenger RNA, 3503 nt
Organism: Struthio camelus australis
Lineage: Eukaryota; Metazoa; Chordata; Aves; Struthioniformes; Struthionidae
Source: RefSeq, a predicted model, not a curated record
AUGUUGAAGGGUGAAGAUGUCAACCGGACACUCGAAGGUGGGAGGAAGCCUCUACACUAUGCAGCAGACUGUGGACAACUUGAAAUUCUGGAAUUUCUGCUAUUAAAAGGAGCUGAUAUUAAUGCUCCAGACAAACAUAAUAUCACACCACUCCUAUCAGCAGUCUACGAGGGCCAUGUUUCCUGUGUAAAAUUGCUUCUGUCGAAGGGUGCUGACAAGACUGUGAAAGGCCCAGAUGGAUUAACUGCCUUUGAAGCCACUGACAACCAGGCAAUCAAAACUCUUCUUCAGUGACGGAUGGACUGAUAUCUUAAAUGUCUCUCCUGUGGCCUCACACUGCUGCCUGUCUGUCACUCUUUACAUCUUCCAGCUUCUUCAGCUAAAUACUUUGGGGGGAGGGAAAUUAUCUAUGAAUUAGACUAGUUAGGGGCUUGUAUCCAAGAUAAUCUAUUUGGAAAGGGUUGAAAACUAUUACAAAAAAAUGUCCCUCCAGGACUUCUUUUCAGUGCACAAUCUCUUCCCAUUCCUAGUGAAAAUGGAGGGAGGAAUAGAGACCAUGAUCUCGAAUUCUUGGCUUGUAAACCUCCGAAGUUAGUAUAAGGUUUUUGUUCAAAGAUCCCUUUAGAUGGAAGUACUGUGCUAUGUACCUACAACUGUAAUUGUGAAGGAGACAAUAGUCCCAUGGUAUUAGUGUCUGCCGUAAUCUGAAGUGUAGUAAUGUAGGUGGCUGGAUUGCUUUUCUCUCUUCUCUCAAUGGGUAGCUUUAUCCUUCUGUCUGAAGCUUACAUUGCAGUUUUGAGGACUAUUGAUAUUAGGUAAUGGAGCUGUUCUUCAUAUUGACUAAUUGGAUGUCUCACUAAUGUUCUCCUGAUUCUUGAGUAAACCAGGAAAGAUCAGCUAAGGCAAGGCCUUGUUACACUCCAGAAUAUCUGCCAAGGUACUUUUGGAUGCUUGAACUUGAGGUUUUCUUUCCCAUGUGUGUUCUAGUCCAGAACAGAAGUUUUAACCAGCUGUUUUUGAGGAAAAUUAAAAAUGUCACUAGAGUUAUUUCCAGAAGGAUUGUAAGAAAGAAUGUCUUUAAUCACCGUGUCAGCAUAAAAUCAAUAGAUUGAAAAUGCACAGGCUGUGAAAGCUUCAGGCUGUUUGGUAUGCAGGGAUAAUCAAGUGAAAUGUGCAAAAUGAACAGUUAUUAUUUAGACAUUCAUAUCAGAGGUGAAUAUAGUUGCUAAACUUUUUUUGGUAAACUUUUAAAAUACAUGUAAUGCUUUUAAGUUUAGCUGUUAGGAAAAGGAAGACUUACUAGUAGAAAUCUUAACAACUUGCUGUAGCUACCAGAGAGGGGAAAAACAUUAAUUGUGCAUAUUCUUGAAUUUAUGUUUCAUUGUGGCUGAAUGAACCUCUUAAAAUUUAUUAAGGCAUGGGGUUUGUUCCCACUACAGCCCUACCACGUUAACUAUCAACUUUAGAUAAGACUUACUGUACCACUAAAUAUGAUAGUACUGUGACAGCCUUGACAACUCACGGGAAGGCAUUUAAAAUAGUGAUAGGGAUUUCUGUCACAUCCUUCAGUUCUCAGGAAUGUCUGAGCUUCUGGCUUCCAUCCUGAAAAUUUUCUUCAGACUGCCAAUUCACCCGAGAGAAAAUAACAGUUUUUAUAACAAAAAAGCAUAUACCACAAAAUUGUACAUCUUCCUUUUUUUAAAUACAGAUUUCAAACUUUCUGAUACCGUACAAAAACCAGUGUAUAUAAAACUUUAUGCUGAAUUCUUGAAAGUAGCUGAUAUUAUUUUGAUAUCAUAGCUGAAGUUGGAAGGGUAUGUAGAAGUAGGCUGAUGACUACCACUCAAAUAUUUAAUGGAGAUUAGUUUUAUUGAAUCGUGUUGCAUUUUAGUGUUGAAUGUCUCUGUUAUAAAACACCUUGAGUUUAACGGGUAAAAUGAGACCCAAAUCUGAUUUGCAUUUACACAUCCCAUAAGAAAAGCAAUGGAGGUAGGGGGGGAAAAAAGGCAAUCAACUCUGACCAUAAACUAUACAGAGCAGUUAUUCUUUGCUUCUCGGAAAUGGGUGGCAAGAAAGAGCAGAAAUAUUGGAAAUCACUGGUAAAUCAAUUGAUGAACUGUUCAUGAAAUGACAAGCAUGCUUGGUGAACGGUACUUAUAAUGAGCAUUUAAAGAGAACUCUUUAAUCUUAACUCUGAUCAGUGCUGAAUUGUCAUGUCACUGCAAUAUUGUGAACGUAGAAUAUAGGUUUAACUUUUUAUUCAGCUAUGAAAGUAACCAUCCUUGGCAAAAAUUUGUCUUCAUAUUACGCUAUUAAAUACUUAGCUAUUGAAAUACUAGUCUAGAAAACUGCAGUCUGUUUUUAUGUGGAAAACUUGAAUAAUCAAGUUUUUUGUGUUGAUUAGUGUCAAGUUGUCUGGCCAUAGGUUUUUUGUUUUGUUUUAUCCCCUCUCCUGUCCUCUUCCCUGCCUUCAGCUCUCAUUUAAGUGAGCAUUAUCAUAGUAAAGAAACAUAAUUUUUGUACUAACUCUUCUGGUGAUUCGCUGAGGCAAUUUGCCUUCCUUUUUCUACAAUUGUGUGAACACCUUAUUCUUUCUUACUUGAGGAAAAAAAAAUGCAAACAAACUUCAAGACAAGUGUGAAUCUGGCUGUAGUAUACACCCAAGCUGCCUUUCCAGAUAGUUAAAAGAUGGCAUUUAAUGUUUGAAUCAUUUAAAUAAAAAAAAAAAAAAACUCUUUUGCUUGUUUGCACUACAUGAGAGGUGAUUGAUCAUCUUGCCCAGGACUUAAAAAUAAUAACAAUAAAGAUGAUAACAGCUAAACUCUUUCAUAAUUGUCUAGAAACUGGGCUUGUUCAUUCAUUCCCGUCCUUUUACCUAUAUUGUGAAGAAAAAAACUGGGUGCCUACUUGUAUCUUUGAGUAGGUCCUAACUAGAUGAAAAUACCAAACUGUAAUUUAGUUUACAUUCUGUAAACAGUUAAAUACUUUGUCGGACUGGAAGUGCAUGCACUUGGAAAUCUACUCUUUUCUUGCACCUUUUCCUUUCAAAUUUGUGCUGAAUAAGUUAUAACCUAAAAUGUAUUUUGGAUUUUAUACCCACUGCUCCUUUUUCUUAAGGAGGAGUAAGUGGGGAAAAGAAAUACAAUAAUUAAAUGGAACUUUCCUCCUUUUUCUUGAAGAUAGCAUUGAAUUAUUUGUAGAAGAGGCUGGUAAGAGUGGAGUGUCCUAGGUCAAGCAAUUGCAGUGUUGCAUGCAAAAUUUCAAAAUGAACUGUCUUAAUUAUAUUUUGUAAAUGGAUAAACAAUCAUCUUUCUACGCAGUGAUGGAAGAAAAUUAGUGCUUUGUGCAUUUUGAUAUUUGACUUCCUCUUUUCACCAUUGUAACUGUUUUGACACAGUUGGGUUCAUCAUUAUCAUGGUUCAUAGACAUCAGAAUGCUAAAUGAUACUGUAUUUUUAAGUUUGUGUUGCAAGAACGAAUGGAAUAAACUUGAAUUGUGCGAUA